GCUUUCACUUGUUACUCAUUUUACACACCCCUUCUAACUAAGCUUCCCAUAGAUACCCUGCGAACUCCUUUCCUCUUCUCUUUCGCGAACAUAGAUCACCAAAUUCCCAAUUUCUCAUGCCCAGUUAAGCACCAAGAAGACUAGACCUUCCUAGUACAAUCACAAAAGGAACCCAAAUCGUGCCCUCGGCCGCAAAACUGUCUUUUCAUCCCUGAGGCUUCUGACAGGUCCACGCCCCAAUUCUUUCUCCUAGGCCUGAAGUGCCGGAAGAGGAGGUGGAAUUCCAGUCUCUUUCUCAGCUCUAGAAAGUCUUCCAUGUUUUUGUCGAAACCAGCCUGCUGUAGGCUCUCUCUGCUAGGGACUAGCGAGGACUCCCUCGGUCAGCUAGAAGGCGCAGAGACCCGACUGUAUAAUCAUGGACUGGAUAAGAAGGUGGCGAAGACUGAGGUUGUAGAACCUCCCACACAUAUUGAUAGGCUUACCUUUCCGCGGGUUUCCCGCGCCUUUGCUUCCAUUUUGAAUGGGUAUCAUUCUAAACCUGGACUGGCAAGAGGAUAAUUUUGCUGGUGCAAGGAGAUAAUGCUGUUUGAACUCGGGGAAGGCGUGGCGAAGCAAUCAACCUCUCAUCUUCCCCUAGGGUGCUUAUCCAACCAUUACAGUAGCCAGUCUGGGCAGCUGAGUUUAGACCCUGCCCGCCCCUUUUCCCUCUUUCCGACACUGCUUUCUACUCCCGAUUGGGUAGCACCUUCCCAUCCCAGAGCGAGGUUGACUGCUUCCUCUGCCCAGCUGCUGUCUCAACUAUAAAGACCAGAAUAUGACGGCUGUGGCAACGUCCUGCUCCAGUCUCGGGUCCUGCAGCCUCCACCCCUCAUCUUUCUCCUUCGCUCUCAGUUUAACUCUCACAUUCUUCCAACUCCAUCAUGCCGAGGGGCUUUCUGGUGAAAAGAACCAAGAGACUGGGAGGUUCUUAUCGAAUGCGUCGGGACUUUCAGCUACUGGUGCCUACUUUCCACAGAGGGGCUUCCCCCAGUCCCCAAGGAAGCGUGAAGGAGCGGUUGGAAUUCUCAUUGGAAAAGGUAAAAAAGGAGGAGAGGGAAGCGGCUUCUCAACCGUCAUCGUCCUGCCUGGGUACAGUAGAAAGUACUGGACCAAGCCGGCGGGAAAGCGUUGUGAGGGGGCUGGGAGGAGGCUCGACCCCUGGUCCCAGUCCUAGUCCAGCUAAGCCGGCAGGUGCGGAGUUGCGAGAGACAUUCCUGGAGCGCUGCCUCAGUUCUCCUGCUUCAGCUGAAUCUUUCCCGGGAGGCACCACAGCCGCGGUUGCUUUCUCUUCCACAGUGGCACUCCCGUAUGCCCCAUCUUCGGUAGAGCAGCUUUUGAUGCCACUUCUGGCACCUUUCCCAGAAGCUGUUACAAAGCCGGAGUCAGCUCCCCUAAGUGUUACUCUUCAGGGCCUGAAACAGGGCACUGGAGACGACCGGUAUGACAAGGGACAUCCAGGACCUGUGUCAGCGUCAGGAUCUGGGACAGCAGUGUCAAGUGCCAAGAAGCCGAAGGCUAUGAGGAGGCUGAGCUUCGCGGAUGAAGUAACCACAUCCCCAGUUCUGGGAUUGAAAAUCAAGGAGGAGACACCUGGGACCCCCUCCCGGAUCCUUGAAAACAGCCGGACGCCACUGGGUGAAUUUAUUUGCCAACUGUGCAAGGAAGAGUACGCAGAUCCUUUUGCACUGGCCCAACACCGUUGCUCUCGUAUAGUGAGAGUUGAGUACCGUUGUCCCGAAUGCGAUAAGGUCUUCAGCUGCCCAGCCAAUCUCGCCUCCCACCGCCGGUGGCACAAGCCACGUACUGCUAAUGCUGCCACAGCUGUCCCCGAGGCUCUUUCCUCGUUUUCCUCUUCCUCCUCGCUGUCAACUGAUUACAGCAUUAUCGCACCUUUCCUACCCGAAGGUAAGGAGAAUAACAGAGAGAAAAGGACCGAAAGUCAGCACCCUCUUAUGCGGGACAGCUCCCUGACUGAUCAGCAUCAGGGCAGUUCCAACUCAACUACCCGCGGACAGGAUGUUAAGGUCACUAAGCAUCCUGAGCCUCAGCGACCACAGGGCCCAUAUACUGAAAGAGAGUCUGAGCGUCGCGUACCGGGUACAGGGAAAGGCAGUGGGGAUGGGGUAUCUGAGGUUUUCUUGUGUCCAUAUUGCCACAAGAAGUUUCGCCGUCAGGCUUACUUGCGCAAACACUUGGAUACUCAUCAGGAGGGAUCAGCCAGAGCGCUAACCUACAGUCCUGAGCAGAGUUUACAGUUUGCUUUUCCAUGCCCGCUUUGCGGGGCACACUUCCCCUCUGCAGACAUCAGAGACAAGCACCGGUUGUGGCACGCUGUGCGGGAGGAAAUGCUAUUGCCUACUUUAGUGGGGACGCCUUCAGAAGGACCAAGUGGAGCUGACGGAGAUACUCAGCAGAUCUUUCCUUGCAAACAUUGUCCGUCUACUUUCUUCAGUUCCUUGGGUCUAACUCGCCAUAUCAAUAAAUGUCACCCUUCGGAAAGCCGGCAGGUCUUAUUGCUCCAGAUGCCUCUAAGACCCGGUUGCUGAGUACGAACAAAAACAAAACUGGGACAAAUUCGGGAAGAAAUGGACAUUGUGUGCUACUGCGGGACCAACUGGUAAAAAUUUAUACCCUUCCUCUGCCUUCUCUUUCUUUGCCUCAUUUUCUUUACUAAAGGCUUUCUGGACUUCAGUCACUUGGAAACCCUAAAAAGUUCUAUGUGACUUGUUAAUUCCUAUGGAAAGUCUCGAUGAAGACUUGUCUGUCUAGAAAGGACUUUUUCUUUUCUUCUUUUUAAAGCCGUUCAACGUGGUUAUUGCUGAUUUUGCUUCCAUUGUCGUCGCAGGCACCCAUAUAAAAUUUAAUGAGCUCAGAUACUUUUUUACUGUAAAUUCUGUGAAAUAGACGGGAUUGGUGCCAAACUUACAGAAAACAAUAAAGAAGCAAGGUUUCAAUCAAGAUGUGACUAUAGGCAAAACUGAGCUCAAGUGAAAUCGAGGAAGCUUUGUUUCAGGUUUUUAAUACUCUGUAAACAUAUCCCCUCAAUUCCAUCAAACUGAUAUAUCCCAAAGUGGAAGAAGUGCUAAUUGACUAAUAGUUUCGACUUGAGGUAUAUCCUCCCCCUUUCACUUUUAUGUAAGUUAAACUUCCUUGAACUAUUUAAAAAUAACUUUAAAAACCCAUCUUAGACUGGUUUUUUGAAGUUAAAAAUUUACUUCUUUAGUAACACUUCACUCAAUUUGUGGUAAUACUUUUUUUUUUUUUUUGCAAUUUCAUUUCUUGUACUGAAUAUGAACCUACAAAAAGAUGUAAUACAUCAUAAAACUGAAGGCAAUUCAUUUAAUCUUUUUAAAAAAUGGAUCUGUGACUUUUGAAUUACUUUUUAUAAAUCAUGGUCAAUGUACAUUCUAUACAUCCUUAUCCUUGUUUCUAUUAUCCAGAGGUGUAUGGUGCUCUCCAAAUAAAUGUGCUUAGCUUG
Molecule: messenger RNA, 3517 nt
Organism: Antechinus flavipes (yellow-footed antechinus)
Lineage: Eukaryota; Metazoa; Chordata; Mammalia; Dasyuromorphia; Dasyuridae
Gene: INSM2
Product: INSM transcriptional repressor 2
Exons: 1
Coding region: 921-2585 (554 amino acids)
Biological process (GO): neuron differentiation; negative regulation of transcription by RNA polymerase II; regulation of cell cycle process
Cellular component (GO): transcription repressor complex; nucleus
Molecular function (GO): DNA-binding transcription repressor activity, RNA polymerase II-specific; RNA polymerase II cis-regulatory region sequence-specific DNA binding
Source: RefSeq, a predicted model, not a curated record